Messenger RNA from Rhineura floridana, 1199 nucleotides. RefSeq names its product spermatogenesis associated 22 (gene SPATA22). Gene Ontology annotation, biological process: meiotic DNA repair synthesis; gamete generation; regulation of meiotic cell cycle. Lineage: Eukaryota; Metazoa; Chordata; Lepidosauria; Squamata; Rhineuridae. The record is from RefSeq and is a predicted model, not a curated record. The transcript is spliced from 8 exons. The coding region runs from base 20 to 1111 and encodes 363 amino acids.
AGAUAUUUGGUGAGGGGAAAUGAAGAGGACUUUUGCCGACAAUUCAAGCCAUAGUACACCAGGCUGCCUACCUGUCCCACUGUUCAGUCAGAAAAAAAGGAACAGGCAACCACUCACUUCAAACCCACUAAAAAAUGACCCAAGUAUCAGCAGUUCAGCUGAAAAUGUGGAUUUUUCUACCAUGCUGGCUGAUUUCGGAUGGGAAACUCCAAAGCCAGAACCACCCCAUUUACAGAAAACAGUGAGCACUGACACAGCACAGCUUCCUGUUCCACCUGCUCUUUUAAGACACCAAAACACACUAAAGCUUCCUGCAUCACAAGCAGGAACGAACUUCAACAACUGGAGACUAGAGGAGAAAAACACCCAUGCUAAUACUUGGAGAAGAAAUGAUUUCUCAACGUUGGUGAGUGGAACAGACAACAGGAAGCUUCCACAGCUUGACAACAGCUCAGAGCAUUUGAUGGGGACUGGACUGAAGCAGCAGAAAUUAGCUGGCUGUUCACAGGAUAGCAAGGCAGGCGUGGCAGAGCACAACUAUUCAGCCACAGCCCAAUGGCCUGCAGUACCAAACCCCAUGCAGAGAGGCCUGCGGGGUCAGAGUGCAUCAUACACAUUUAAACCAAGUCCCUUCCAACAAAACGUUCGUGAGAGAAAACCUGAUUGUGCUCAAGAUGUCAAAAUGGUUCAGAAAGGGCCGGCGUAUCAUAUCAAACUAAAGGAGAAAGACAGUUCUCUUAGAAUUAUCUCUGCUGUCAUUGAAAGCAUGAAACACUGGAGCCAAUAUACUAACAAAGCACCACUGUUAUUUGAGGUCUUGGGCAUCCUUGAUUCUGCCGUUACUCCUGGGCAGUAUGGUGCAAAGACUUUCCUUCUGAGAGAUGGGAAGGAGAGCGUGUCAUGCAUCUUCUACGAGAUUGAUCGGGCGCUGCCGAGAUUAAUCAGGGGUCGCGUCCACAGAUGCAUGGGAAACUAUGACACAAAACGGAAGGUCUUCAGGUGCGUCUCCGUAAGACCUGCAACGGUUCCUGAACAACAAACUUUCCAGGAUUUUGUCAAAAUUGCAGACACUGAGAUGAGCAAAUACAUGAAAACAAGCAAUGAAGUUUAAGCGUUCAUAUUGCAGUUUAAAACUUCUGAGAGACACAAGUGAGGCCCUCCCUGCGUCAGGAAGUGUAACAUGUUCACAACAUGAAAUA